UUAGUUUCGCGCGAGCAUUCAAACGAACCAUACGGGGUUUUCAAUUAUUUAUUGAAUUCAUAGGAUCAUAGGAUGGCUUUUCCAAAGGAUCCACUCCAUGAAAUUUCACUUGUAAUUUUAGACCUGGUGAAAGUGAUAUGGUUCGGGGUACCUAUAUUAAUCACCGCAAUCGUUCGGACAAUUAUUCCACGGAAAUUCAAAAGUAUCUCCGGCCAAAAAGUGUUGAUCACUGGCGGAGGUAACGGUCUGGGAAGGGCAUUAGCACUGGAAAUCGCUGACAGAGGAACCAAUGUCACUAUUAUUGUUGCUGAUGUAGAUGAUGCGGCAGCGAAACUGACGUGUGAGGAACUGAGGCGCAAACAAGUUUCAGCCUAUGCGUAUCGAGUGGAUGUGUCGUCAUACGAACAGGUGGAAACGAUGGCCGCCGAUGUUCAUAAAAACAUUGGACCGGUUGAUAUUGUGAUCAAUAAUGCCGCCUUGGUUUAUUUUGAUUUCCUGCAAAACACAACGGCCAAUUUGGCGAACAGAAUUAUUGACAUCAACGUGAAAUCUCACAUAUGGAGCACCAACGAUAAUCUUGGAGAUGCCAUUCAAUUUCUUCGUGACUACGACCGUGAAGCAGCCGAAAUGUGUAACCGGGUUGCGAGCAGUGAGUGGAAGUACGCGACCAACGCAACGGAGUUCAACAAACGGCGGAUGAGGGAGCAGCAGAACCUGGCCGCAAAAUUUGAAUGUCUCAGCUGGCGUCGGGCUGCCUCAUUCGAUUCGUCGACGAUUGUUGACACCAGUAUUCGUCGCCAGCUGGGACGAAUUGUGCAGCCCGGCCGCUGUGGCCUAGGGGAGGACAAGCAUGCCGAGAUAACUCACGUGAUAUCGUUGAUGAAAGAAAACUACAACAGUGCAAAGGUAUGCCCAUUCCAGGGACCACAAGCAACCCCGCACAAAAGUGCAAGCUAUGUCAGCGGUUAUUCUACUUACUGUGAUUUGAGGAUAGAGCCAGACUUGGUACAGAUUAUGCAAACAAGUCGAGUAGAACCAGAACUGAACUAUUUUUGGUCGACUUGGCGUGAUAAAACCGGACCACCUAUAAAGAACACGUUUAUGCGUUAUCUGGAUCUAGCCAACCAGGCAGCUGAGCGACAUGGAUUCAGUGAUGCAGGUGAACAGAUGCGCUCGUUAUACGACGACAAUGAUUUCUUCUUCACCGUCAACGAUCUUUGGACGAAGAUUCAACCGCUCUACAGGCAGUUGGUUACGUUCGUCCGAAAAGGACUCGUACGACAGUACGGAGAAAAUGUGGUGCGAAAAGAUGGUCCUCUCCCAGCUCAUCUGCUCGGUAACAUGUGGGCGCAAAAUUGGAGAAAUAUACUAGAUUUGGUUAAACCGGGGCAAUCAGAAACUCCGGACGUUACCGGGGAAAUGAUCCGACAGGGAUACACACCAUUGAAAAUUUUCCAAACAGCAGAAGAAUUCUUCACUUCGAUCGGUCUAUCCCCUAUGACACCUGAAUUUUGGCGAAACUCAAUGCUUCAGAAAUCGAACGAAAUACAUGGACAGUGUACCGCAUCAGCUUGGGAUUUCUGUAAUAAAAUAGAUUUUCGGAUAAAGCAGUGCACCCAGGUAAACCUGGAAGAUUUCGUGAAUGCGCACCACGAAAUGACCCAUGUUCACUAUUACAUGCAAUAUGCAUCCCAACCAUAUCUGUACCGGGAAGGACCGAACCCGGCUUUUCAUGAAGCUGUUGCAAACGCCGUUAGUCUUUGUGUAGGAGGGCCGGUACAUCUCCAGAAGCUGGGGCUUCUGAAUAGUCCGGUUACAGUGAGCAAUGGAAAUAAUAUGAUUAAUAUCGAGUAUCUUUUGAGUGUUGCCUUGGAUAAGCUUCCGUUUAUGUCAUUCAGUUUGGCUCUGGAGAAGUGGCGUUGGUAUGUUUUCGAGAAAGGUCCCACUGGCAUGAACGCUCGUUGGUGGGAGCUCCGACUGAGGUAUCAAGGUAUAAUUCCUCCAACCGCCAGGGGAUACGAACAUUUUGACGCUGGAGCUAAGUAUCACGUAAUCUCCGAUCAAGACUAUAUCAAAUACUUCGUGGCGACUGUGCUACAGUUUCAUAUCUUCUCGGAACUUUGCAUUGCAUCGCAUCAUGUGGGUCCACUGCAUACCUGUGACUACUAUCGUUCGAGAGAAGCUGGAAGAAUAAUCAGUGACAUCAUGCAGCAGGGCGCAUCUCUUAGCUCGUCGCAGUUGAUCAAACUUUAUACAAGAGGUAAAACUGCGCAGCUCACCGUGGAGCCCCUGCUGAAAUUUUUUAGGCCAUUGGAAGCUUGGUUGGAGGUACAAAAUAGGGACGAACCGCUGAUCGGUUGGAGCUCCAGGAUGGAGGAUUAUGCCCUGUUUCAACCUAUGAUGGACCGGAACGGUCGGAAUUCUGCAAUGUGUACUUCUUUCAAUAUACUGGCGAUGAUCACGUUUUCUUUUAGCUUAUUUAAUAUGUAUUAAUUGGUGCCUAGUUUCGGUUUUAAACUGUAAAUAAAACCUUUAUU
This is a messenger RNA of Toxorhynchites rutilus septentrionalis, 2537 nucleotides long. RefSeq names its product angiotensin-converting enzyme-like. The transcript is spliced from 8 exons. The record is from RefSeq and is a predicted model, not a curated record. Gene Ontology annotation, biological process: proteolysis. Gene Ontology annotation, cellular component: plasma membrane. The coding region runs from base 73 to 2493 and encodes 806 amino acids. NCBI's taxonomy places the organism in Eukaryota, Metazoa, Arthropoda, Insecta, Diptera, Culicidae. Gene Ontology annotation, molecular function: peptidyl-dipeptidase activity; metallopeptidase activity.